AUGGUGCUCCGGUAUAAAUAUUGCGUUGGUUGGUUACUUUGUGUGCUAUUAUUAGUUUCGACUAUCAGUGGAUCAGCGAUCAAAGAUGCGUUGGAAGAACAUCUGAAAGACAUCGCUCAUGACGAAGGAUUGGAGUCCAUCAAGCAUGCUAAACAGAAAGGUGAAAAAAUACAUCAAGAAGAGAGCCAACUAAAUGACAACCAUAAGAACCAGUAUUCAAAGGCCAAUGAUGAAGCAAAGUACCUCAAGAAAGAGCACGAUACGAAAUCGUCAUCUGAGGGCGACGCUUAUAAGGGUUAUAAUAGCAAACAUGACAAAGCCGAGGAUAGUGAAGCGACUGGUUAUAAAAGAGGCCACAAGAAAGGACACCACAAGCAAGGGUUUCAAAAUUCAUACCAUAAAGACGAAUCAUCCAAUAAAAGCACUUAUUUUGAUGAUUUAACCGACGAAGGCGAUCAAGCUGCCUACAACAGCAGACUUAACUCUCACGACAACCAGGGAGGCAGGAGCUACCAUGGAUCUCACAACAAUGGUCAGGAAUAUGUAAGAGAUAACUAUAACGGUGGAGGCUACAACCGGUACGGCGACACAGGUGUAAAGCAACAUGGUCAUCAAGAUUAUGGCAAGAAAUAUUAUUUAGACGACAAUUUAAAUCACAAUAAGUACAGAAACACACAUAACGAUUAUGCCCGGGAUAAAAUUCACGAUCAUCAUGAAUAUCGAGCGCCACAAGUUCACCAUCAUGAUCCUGGUUGGGAUUGGCAAAGAUGGAACGAUAAAAGAGAUUGGGAUCGUCCCGGAUGGCAGAGGGAUCCAGGCUGGGAAAGGGAUCCCGGUUGGCAGAGAGACCCAGGCUGGCAAAGAGACCCUGGUUGGCAAAGAGAUCCUGGUUGGCAAAGAGACCCUGGAUGGCAGAGAGACCCUGGAUGGGAGAGAGAUUAUGGUGGCCCUGGGUACUAUGAUGAUAGGGGUCUUCGUCAUGAAGGAGGUUAUGGUUACGGCCCCAAUCACGGUUACGGUUAUGGCUAUGAUGAAUCUCGGUCAGCUCCAGUCGCAGAAAUUCCGAAAAAUGCGCCCGUAGUCGCACAUAGAAAGCAGACGAUAACCAUUUAUGAAGACCCGAGAUAUGAUGGUAAGCAAACCGGACAGCUCAGGAAAGAAGAAGGAGAUUAUCUUCAGCUGGAUUUCAAACCGAGCAGCCACCGAUAUGCUAGUUACGAUGAUACUUAUUACAAUGUCCCUGUUUCACGAGAAGGUGCGAUGGAAGCUAGCAAAAUUAAUAAAUUAGUUUACAAUUAUAGAAGACAGUAG
Messenger RNA from Spodoptera exigua (beet armyworm), 1311 nucleotides. Lineage: Eukaryota; Metazoa; Arthropoda; Insecta; Lepidoptera; Noctuidae. The record is from the annotation of a GenBank genome assembly.